GGAGGAGAGUGGGGCAAAGACCAGCGCCGUAAAGCCAUCAAAAUGGUGAGAGUUUUACGGAUGUGUGGCCGCGGGUAUCGCCCGCCUUGCUAUUCGAUUGGUCUUUUUCUUCUUCACUGGAUUUGACGCUGUUAAAUGCCUCUGGGCUUCAUGUUUGCGACUGCGGCGCAUCUGUGGCUACCUGUGCCAGCGGAGGACUACUGCCAAUACGCAGUGAUGACGUUGGAUGGGAGUACCGGAAGAAUCCCAGUUUCCAAACUUAUUCUGGCGAUGGUUAAGCGAGUAUGCACAAAGACCGGGCGGGUUCUGUUUUUGGAAUUCCAGGAGGAUUCGACAUUUAUCUGCAAGGCGUCUCGGUGGCGGGGUAAACAUGCCACAGAGUCCGAGCAGGAAGGGUUGUGGUUGGUGGUGGCCCUACAGUCGCUUCACCUUGCUGAGCUGGCCGAGCGACUUGAUUCGUGCAACUGCAGGUUGGUAUUGUGCGGGGAGCAGCCUGUCAGAGAACAGAGCUGGAAUGCCAGCAAAACAGGAAUUUCGUUGACGCUGGCGUUGGCGUUGGCGUUGGAGUUGCUAGAGGUAGGUAGGUAGUGGUGGUGGUGGUGGUGGUGGUGGCAGCAUCAAUGAUCCAGCCCACAUAUCGAGAA
Messenger RNA from Colletotrichum phormii, 644 nucleotides. RefSeq lists its product as uncharacterized. NCBI's taxonomy places the organism in Eukaryota, Fungi, Ascomycota, Sordariomycetes, Glomerellales, Glomerellaceae. The record is from RefSeq and is a predicted model, not a curated record. Bases 136 to 588 code for a protein of 150 amino acids. The transcript has a single exon.